Messenger RNA from Cuculus canorus (common cuckoo), 7457 nucleotides. It is a transcript of the gene FRMD3, whose product is annotated as FERM domain containing 3. The record is from RefSeq and is a predicted model, not a curated record. Lineage: Eukaryota; Metazoa; Chordata; Aves; Cuculiformes; Cuculidae. Gene Ontology annotation, molecular function: cytoskeletal protein binding. The transcript has 15 exons. Bases 2994 to 4721 code for a protein of 575 amino acids. Gene Ontology annotation, cellular component: cytoskeleton.
AAGAGCAACAUGAAAUAUGAAUGAAAAAAUAUCACUUUCCUAGAUUCAUUUCUAUGUGCCUUUACUGUGUCUGCCUACUUCUUGAAGAUACUAGGAAAGGUCUGUUGUUAUUUAGCAAGAUAUUCCUAAAUUCUGAAUAGAAAAAAAGCAUUCCCACCCUAGUUCCUAAUUGAAACUUAUCAGAGCAGAACAUAGUGGUGAACUGCUAUGAAAGUGUACAGUCCUCUUAGAGCCUAGCAGCAAUAUCCAGCAUUAUGGGUGGAUGUUUCUUAUACAAGUGAAGGCUCAAAUACAUUGGGUCAUCUCAACUUCCUGAAUCUUAAGGGAGGACAGCCUUUCAAGCGGAAAAGGCCAAAGUUUACGUAGACCUUUAAGGGUUUGAUUUAAAUCCUAGAUAUAUAUUGACAAUGAAUACAAGUUAGAGAGUGUUAAUAAGAUGCAUUCACUGUGAGGAAAGUUGCUGAAAUAGCCUGUACAGUGGUGUUCUGUUCAUCACAGCUAGCCCUUAUUAUCGAGUAAAUCAGCUUUGAAUUAUGGCUGUAAUCAAAACUGUACCAACAAUGCAAAGUCAGUCAACAUGCUGUCCGAAAAGUUUUUGGUUGUAGAGUAGACUUCUGGGGUGUUGAGGAGAACUUCUUACAAACUGGCUCUCUGAACCCAACAAGAUUUCCCAGUACCGGGGAAAAAAAAUUGUCAGUUUGAUUAAUCUGUCAAGCUUUCAGGCAUCUGGUGUCAGUAAAUCAAACUAAAGCUGCUACAGGUUUUUAAAAUCAGUUGAGUUUUUGUACAGGCUGCCGCAACCCAUUUUUUUUCAUACUGAAGUGCAGAGCUCUAGGGUACAAUAGUAAUGAAAUAAAAAAUGAGAAUUGUAAAUAACUUUUCAUGUUUUUCCAAGCUGUGGUACAAAACCCAGAGAUUAGAAGGAAUAGGAGUGACUUGACUUUGUUACUUUCUAAGUGACAUAGCUAUGUUCUCAUCUUGGUUGUGAAGCUGAAUGAAUGACAAAAGUAACUGAACCUAUUUAUAGGGAAAGCCUGUUAUAACCUGUACAUGUCCCAGCUCCUUGUAUAGAGAAAUCUAAGUCUAAGAAAACAUUGACCUAGAAGUUAAAUACACAUAAUUCUAAAUACAGAAGCUAUUGUUAAUUUCUUUUUAUUUUUUUCUAGCAACAGCAUAUAUACUUAUGCAGUGGCCAGUUGACUCGCCUUCAAGAAAAUUAAUGUAGAUAAGCAGUCAAAGAUCAGUUAUCUUUUUACAUCGUUGUUCCUAGGUUUUGAAAACAUAAUCUUUUGAUGGACUACACUUCAUUUGGAGUAAAUCUUUCAAUACCAACCCCAGGCUUGCAUAAGAAUCUGAACAAAUUUAAUUGGGUGUAAGAAAUAUAAGUCCUCCACGUGAUGUGACAAAAAUCAAAGCAUUAACAUAAAGGCUUCUCAGAACUGCUCAACAAAUCAAAAUCUGUCUGAAAACUUGAGGUCAUAAAAUAAUAUUUUAUUUACCUGCCAUGUCGAGAGUAUAAAUAAAAAGGGACAGUAAUAGUGGUUUCGAUCCAGAGUAACAACUAGAGCUGCGGCAGUGGAAUUCAAAAGUGACGGUGAAAGUCAAGGGGUCAUAUCUGACACUUGGAGCAGAGUUGGGAAAAUACAGAGAUCUUCCUGCCUGGGUGGAAAGCUUCUGGCAUACAUUAUGCUCACAGUGAGCAUUCAGCUACUGCUUGCAAGCUACAGUGGCACAAAAUCCAGAGUAAUUUCAGUGUUACUGCAGUGGCAGAGUGGAACUAAAGAAGGCUGCAAAGUUGUGGAAGGACAAUUUGCUUUGCUCUAGUCUCUUCACAAAUAAACUAGGCAUAGCAGAAGAGAACAUCAAGCGAGCAAUACUGUUUCUAUUCCAGUCUAAGUGAGACUCAAAGUAGCUUCUGCAGGAUUACUUUGUCACUGUGAAAGCUUCUGGCCUCUGUUGUAAGUACAGUUUCUGCAGCAGAUUUAUUGAUUUAUUUUCUCAACUUGUAUUGGUGUCCACCCAGGGUGCAAAAGUUACGUACUCUGUAUUUCAACAUUAAUUAGGAUAGCAACAGCACACACUGAUGUAGAACCAUUAAUUCUGAAAGCACCCUAAGCGUUAGUACAAUGCAGCCACCUGCUGGCUUUGGGAAGUGGCAAGGAAGAAAUACGCGUAUUUUACGAAGUUGCUCCUGCAAGUAAGUCAUAAAAUUACUAUUACUGAACAGUUACUAAUGAACGCUUUUGAAGCAUGCCUUCUUAGUGUCUCUGAUGUGUUUUUCAACUGGUUAGUCCACAUCUCUUCCCUGGAUAGCCAAACCUGCAUUCUGCAAUCACUUACAAGCGUACUUAAGCUCUUAUGCCACAGAGCCUCUCAUGUGCAAGGAAGUAAUUGCAACUUUAAAUCAUGUGCUUAUUAGCUCUUAAAUAAUUAAAAGAGCCAGAUCAAUAAAGAGCAAUAGUCCUUAAGUAAUUUGGAAAGGAAUUAAUGGCAAAAAUCAGAAGCUAUAAAGAGAGCUAUAUCAGAAACUGAAUAUUGUUGCAUAUAAUUAUUUAAAAAUCAGAGUGCUAAUUACUUUAAUAACAGACUCUGGAUAGAGAUUAGAUGCUGGCAAGAUUAACAAACUUGAAAUGCAUGUUGUAUAUGAUACAAGUUUUUCCUGUACUACUUAAUUUGUUCACAAAAUGUACUAGGAGCCUGAGUUACCUCAUGUGCAAAGUGCAAGUUUUAAUUGCUGGACUUCACCUUAAUUUAUGCAAAUUAGACAUGGUGUAAAAAUCUGCUUCCUUCUGCAGACCCCAACUUUGAGGAAGUUUCUGGUUGGAAAAGCAUUUUAAACACAUUUGAAGUUAGACAACUACAAGCACAGACAAAGAAUGUAAAAUUCGAAUUGUAUGACGGGCAUAUUAAAAAUGAGAAUAACCCUAAAAGAAGAAAAGGAACUAUAAAACCAGCCAAAACUGGUCUAAGCACUUUCAGCUGUUUCAAACUGCAUGUGCAGCAGCCACGGAAACAGGAUGUUACUGCAAAGGGAAACUAAAGGUCAGUUUCUCAUAGAUCACAUCUGCAACUAUUACAGCUUGCUGGAAAAAGACUAUUUUGGUAUUCGAUACGUUGACCCCGAGAAGCAGAGGCACUGGCUUGAGCCCAACAAGUCCAUCUUCAAGCAAAUGAAAUCUCAUCCACCAUAUACCAUGUGCUUUAGAGUGAAAUUCUACCCACAUGAACCCUUGAAGAUUAAAGAAGAGCUCACCAGUUCAUACAGAGGAAGAGCAGCUCUGAGAGGAAUGGGAGGGGUUCACCUAAGAUACCUUCUGUAUCUACAAAUAAAAAGGGACAUUUUCCAUGGCCGUUUGCUGUGUUCUUUUUCUGAUGCUGCCUAUUUGGGUGCCUGUAUUGUCCAAGCUGAGCUUGGUGAUUAUGAUCCUGAUGAACACCCAGAGAAUUACAUCAACGACUUUAAAAUUUUUCCCAAGCAGUCACAAAAGCUUGAGAAGAAAAUAGCUGAAAUGCAUAAAAAUGACUUCAGAGGUCAGAGCCCAGCUGUUGCUGAAUUUAACUUGCUCCUGAAAGCAUAUUCUUUGGAAACUUAUGGUGUGGAUCCUCAUCCUUGUAAGGACUCAACGGGGACAACUACAUUUUUAGGAUUCACAGCUGCAGGAUUUGUAGUUUUCCAGGGGAAUAAAAGAAUUCAUUUGUUAAAGUGGUGUGAUGUCUAUAAACUGAAAUUUGAAGGGAAGACUUUUUACGUGUUUGGAGCUCAGAAAGAGAAAAAGGCUAUGCUGUCAUUCCAUACCUCUACACCAGCAGCCUGCAAGCACCUUUGGAAAUGUGGGGUGGAGAACCAGGCUUUUUACAAGUAUGCAAAAUCCAGUCAGAUCAAGACCAUGUCCAGCAGCAAGAUAUUUUUUAAAGGCAGUAGAUUUCGAUAUAGCGGGAAAGUAGCCAAAGAAGUUGUGGAGGCAAGCUCUAAAAUCCAGAGGGAACCUCCAGAAGUUCACAGAACCAGCAUUACUCAGAGUCGCAGCUCUCCCUCCUUGAACAAGCAACUCAUAAUCAACAUGGAACCUCUGCAGCCCCUCCUUCCUUCUCCUUGUGAGGAGGAAGAGGUCCCUUUAGAUGAAGGUAUCCAGCUGCCAAAGGAAGAUGAGAUUUCAGUACCUGCGGCUUCAGGCUCUCCAGUUAAGGACACUGGGGAGAAUGUUGAUCUUGCCAUUGAACAGGAAGAGAAGAUGAAAGAGGAACCUUUAACCAUCUCAGAACUGGUCUACAGUCCUAGCGCCAGCUUGCUGCCCACCCCUGUUGAUGAUGAGAUUGACAUGCUCUUUGAUACAUGUCCAAGAGUAGAGAAUGAGAAAGAUGAUACAGAUUCAUUUGAGGAACUGGAAGCAGAUGAAAAUGCAUUUUUGAUUGCGGAGGAGGAAGAACUGAAAGAAGCUCGGAGAGCGCUUAGGUGCAGCUAUGACUUUCUAAUGGGCAACAUAGAGGUUAAUGCCUUUGUGAAGAGUUUCUCCAGACUUCUCCUUGUAGGCCUUGGACUGUUGUUGUUUGUGUUCCCUCUUCUCCUUGUUCUCUUGGAGUCGGACCUUCAGAUCUCUUUUCUCCAUGAAAUCCGUCAGACGCCGGAGUUUCAGCAGUUUCAUAUUGAAUAUUACUGCCCCCUUAGGCAGUGGGUGGCUUGCAAAAUAAAUUUCAUUUGUGACAUGCUGGGCAGCUUUUAAAUUUUGAAUAAAUAUGAUAAAACUAAGGGCUAUAUUCAAAAUUUCAGUUAGUGCCAGCUUUCCAUAAUGCCCCUGGGGCCAUCAGUCAGUAGCUGUUCUCAUACCCAGUUCAUUGCCAAGUCUUAGGUUUCUUAAGUUCCCUUUACACACUUAAAUUGCCUGUCUAGUUACGGGCACAUACAGUCACCUUUCAUUAUGCAUAAAAGAAGCAUAUUUUAAUUGUAUUUCAGACUUCCUGUUCAUCUAUAUUAAGACAGGGUCACAAUAAGCUUCAUUGUCCUUAACCUUUCAAUCCAUGACACUAAAUCUGAUGAAACUGAAAGAAAAACUGUUUUGAAUAUACUCCUUAGUGCAGUAAUCUCUUCUAACCAAUGCCUAUACAAGCAAUGUUUAUGCUGGGUUUUUGGUUUUGGUUUGUUUUUCUGUUUGUUUUGUUUUUUACAUUUUUAUGUGUUUAAAAUAUUUUGGUAAAUUUUUAGCAAAAGACAACUUAUGAUGUUAUUUAAAUGUACAAAUUGGUAAGAGUAAUGCACAAGGGCAUGCGGGUGUUUUUAGUGUUUUAGCAAUGAGUUGGUUUGAAACUACUGGCUGGUGAAUGAAUGAGUUUAAUAUAGCUGUAUAUAAGGGAACUGUGGUUUGGGAAAUAUAUUGAAAGUUCACUCAAGUUCAGUAGGGUCUGCCUGGGGGAGGUGAAAAGACACCAAGUAUGCAGAAUUUAAAAAAAAUCCUGGGGACACGAGCAGAACUGAAAGUAAUGGUCUUUCCUUUUACUUGUCGGGUUGUCUUGCACUUUUAUCAGUGCUGUUGAAAGUCUCUACAAGGUAGUCUAAGUAUGUUUGGAAUAGAGUGAGUCUUCAGUCUGAAUAUAGAUUACUGUACAUAACAGGGAAGAAGUAAGAAUAGUAAGUAGAAAAAAAAAAAGAAACCCUAGCUAAAUCAGUAGGUUAGUGACCUACUUUUAAAAUUAUAGAGAAGAAAAACUUAUUCCUUUUUAAAAGCAAAGCACUAGGCUGUACAGUUUACAUAAAAGUAUUCUGCUGAUUCACAGUUAAAGGCUUAAACACUUUAAGAGAUGCAUCUUCAUCCUAGAUGCCUGUUAUUACUAAUCUCUAAGACAGCAUAUUUUCUGUGCAUAUUAAUAUGCUUCCUUUCACAUAUAGCAGCAUACUUAGGCUCUUUCGCCAUUAUUGAGCCCAGUUACAUGAUCUGAUGCUGUUUCAUGUAACAUGGAUUUGUAUAUCUAAAGGUAUUCCAGUAUAGCUUAGAGUUGAAAGUAAAAUCUUGUCAAUGCUGUGAAAAUUUGGAGGUACAGAGGUUGUAUUUAGGAAGAGAAAACUUAUUCAUCACCCCCCUCAAUCUUCGUGCACAUGUAUUUCACAUUGAAACUAGACAACUUCUAUUUUGGCCUCAGACUCUUUCUCCUGCUUAGAGGUUUAUGAGUUGGAGACAUUUGAGGUUGUUCUAUUAGAUGUACAUUUAACACAUUAUAACUACAUCAUUAAUUCCUACUGAAUAAAUUCCUUUAGUGCUCCUAUCAGAGAGCAGAUUUUGCUUGGUUUCCUCAUGUAUGCCUUUGCAAAUGUCUUUGAAAAUGGCAAUUUCCGUAGCAGAUUUCUCCUUCCAUUCUAAUAUUCUCCAGCUUUUAAAGGGCAAAACAUUUUUAGGGCUUAGGAGUCCUCUCCUCAGUUGAAAACUUUUGGGUUGCUAUUCCUUUCCCAAGCAACAAAGGCUAAAUUUAACAACUACCUUUUUUCUUGUCUUUGUUUGUCCUUCCAAUUUGUUCCCCAGAAGAAUCACUAUUGAUUAGCUAGAUGGUGUGUAUUUCUUCUUGUGCUACUUGCAGCUAAGCGAUCCUUUCCCAUGAGGUAGUAAUCAUUCAGCCUGAUAGAAAUAGAGAGUGAACUAAAGUAGACAUUUGGCCUUAAAGGGAAAAUAUUAACUUGAAUUGUUUUUAAAGAGGGGCAUGAGUAAGGGUGUUACGAGUGGUGAAGGCUAUGAGAGCUGGCGUCCUGCUCGACUAUGGAGACAUGGUUCCACACAGACUCCUGUAGAGGUCUGAUGAUCCAAUACUCCAAAAUAUAGUCUUAUCCCUGUAAAUUCCAGCACUCUGGAAGUAGGAGCAUUGUUAUGCUUGAUUUAACUCUAUCAGAAAAUAGCUGAGUUGCAUGAGAACAUAAUCUCAGAAAAUGUGCAGUGCAGUGAAGUUUUGUGUAGGGUUAAAUGCAAGUGUGUGUGCGCACAUGUGCCUGCCUUUACUAAACAUGUGCAUACAUUGAGGCCUGGCCUUUUAAAAUUCAUCCUUUCUUUCCCAAAAUUCUCUGGUGUGUCAAAGUAAUUCAACUGAAAGUCCUAUAACUUAAAGGAUGGGACUGUCUAAUACACACAGAAGCGUAUGGUUGGGCAUAUUCAGAGAGAAAAGCAGCUUAAUAUUUUAUUAGUGGGGAUAACAGACAUGGAUUAUGGAGCAUCUAUACGUACAGUAUUGUGUAUUUCUGUCUGUGCUUGGAUUAUAUUGUAAAAUGUUAUGUACUUGAAAUCUAUUUUGUGGUUUGUCUAACAUUUAUAAACACAACUCUGGGAAGAAUUAAAAAUGGUUUUAUUUCAUGGAGACUAAGGGGAAAAUAUACCUGUAACUUGAGCCUUAUCUUUGUACAGUGAAUUUCACAUUUCUAUAUGUCAACAUCCUGAUUGUUUUGUAUGUUGAUAUGAUGGCAGGAAUCCCUAAUAAAAAUAUAC